UUGUACACGUGUUAACACAGCAACAGUAAAGCCAUUGAGUAACUGGAUAGUUUGAUGUUGUAUUAGAAGGAGAAGCACAGCAGAUAGGACUCUCAGUCUCAGAAACAAGACUGGAGAUAUUGUAGUCAUUAUUUACUCAAACUACAAUUCAAGUUAUCCAGUUAGAACUGACAGGAAAGACUGUAAUAGGAGAGCUUUGAAUAAAUGGAUCUCAAAACCAUCUUGGGAAAUGCUGCAACAGUAUGUACAGUUGCAAGUUUUUUUAGCGGAGCGUUUGUCUGCCAAAAAAUUUGGAAAAAAGGAACCACAGCAGAUAUAUCACCAUUCCCAUUUUUAACAGGUGUCUUGUGUGGUGUGUUAUGGCUCCGUUAUGGACUUUUUAUUCAAGAUUCAGCAGUAAUUAUUGUCAAUACAAUUGGUCUUACCUUCCAGACAGUUUACGUGCUGUGGUAUUACAUCUUCACACUGAACAGGCAAACACUACAUAAACAACUUUUUGGAAUUGGUAUUCUUUUGCUGGGAUUGUUCUCUUACCUCAUCUACAUCACUAAAGGUAAAGAUGAAGCAACUUUUGCUUCUGGACUAAUGGCCAGUGGAGCAAGCUUGGCAUUCUGUGCCGCACCUCUCUCUUCAAUGGCUGAUGUUAUAAAGACGAAAAGUGUGAAAAUGUUACCUUUUCCAAUCAUCUUGACUACUUUUGGAAUGACAUCCUUGUGGUUUAUGUAUGGUUUUAUGUUGAAUGACAAGUUUAUUCAGGUACCCAACUUGAUUGGUGCCAUGUUAGCAGGAUUUCAGCUGUCUCUGUUUGUCAUUUAUCCAUCCAAAACCAGAACAGAUGUUAUUCCAAUCUGACGAGCUCUAGCACUGAGUGAAGAUGUCGUAGGCAGCAACAUACAACAAUGUACAGUUGAAAUGCUAUUAGACAUUCCACAUACUGUAAACCCAUGUUGGACUAAUAAAGAUAUAUGUAAGUAAAAGUAUUAUUAGUCUUGUUAUAAUUAUCACAUUUAUUAACAACUAACCUGUAGUAGAGCUCUAGCACUGAGUGAAGAUGUCGUACGCAGCAACAUAUAACAAUGUACAGUUGAAAUGCUAUUAUACAUUCCACAUACUGUAAACCCAUGCUGGACUAACCUAUACCAGUGCAGUAUGUGAGCAUAUUGUUUUUACUGAGUUAUUAGACUAGUUAUAAGAAAAAAAACUUAUUUGUCCACCAAAACUGAUAGAAAUACAUCUCCCCACUGACAGAAUAAUACCUGGGAUUUGAAAGUUUUGUGCUUUAAUUCAUACUAGAAGAAGUUACUUAUUGAAUCUGUUCAAAAAAUAUAACUAUGCUCAAAUAUGUUGAUCCUAGCUCAUUUAUGAUUGCUAGAGUUAAAAUGAUAAACAAACAACUUCUCUUAUAAUGUAGGUUUGUUUAUUAUACUUUGUUGUUUUAUACUCUGGAUCCUCACUUCAGAAUUUAACUGUAAAACAAAAAUGUUUGUUAAAAUUGUCUUAACAUAGUCAUUGAUUGUGUAUUAUAUAUAUGUUGAGUUAUCAACAAACAAACAUCUGUUCAGAUUGUCUUAA
Molecule: messenger RNA, 1572 nt
Organism: Limulus polyphemus (Atlantic horseshoe crab)
Lineage: Eukaryota; Metazoa; Arthropoda; Merostomata; Xiphosura; Limulidae
Product: sugar transporter SWEET1-like
Exons: 8
Coding region: 205-852 (215 amino acids)
Biological process (GO): carbohydrate transport
Cellular component (GO): membrane
Molecular function (GO): sugar transmembrane transporter activity
Source: RefSeq, a predicted model, not a curated record